Trematomus bernacchii (emerald rockcod) is the source of this 3264-nucleotide messenger RNA. RefSeq names its product beta-2 adrenergic receptor-like. NCBI's taxonomy places the organism in Eukaryota, Metazoa, Chordata, Actinopteri, Perciformes, Nototheniidae. Gene Ontology annotation, molecular function: beta2-adrenergic receptor activity; norepinephrine binding. The record is from RefSeq and is a predicted model, not a curated record. Gene Ontology annotation, biological process: norepinephrine-epinephrine-mediated vasodilation involved in regulation of systemic arterial blood pressure; negative regulation of smooth muscle contraction; adenylate cyclase-activating adrenergic receptor signaling pathway. Gene Ontology annotation, cellular component: membrane.
UCGAGGGCUCAGGGUGUAUGUUAUACAUGUACAGGAAACAGAAAGCGAGGCAGAGUGUGUGAGAGAGUGUGUGUCACACAUACAUUCAUUACUCAACAGGAGAGGGAGAGAGACCGAAAGCUGCUGUCAAACACAUUAUAAUGAUACUUUGUGCUGUGGAUUUAAAGGUGUUGGGAUUAUCAAAUCACUGGAUUGUAAAGCACAGGACGGAGCCUGAAGAUCAUGGAACAUGCAGGUGCUGUCUCAGCACUGGCUAACCAAUCACAGGACAGCAACUCCACUGUAUCAGAUUUGCCAGAGAGAUCCUCGGAGUACAGCGAUGCAGAGCUCGUGUUGCUGGGCGCAAUGGCUAUUCUGGUUCUGGCCAUAGUUUUUGGUAACGUGCUGGUGAUAACGGCCAUCCUGCGGUUUAAGAGGCUCCAGAAAAUCACUAACUUCUUCAUUGCUUCGCUGGCUGUGGCCGACCUCAUCAUGGGUUUGGUUGUGGUCCCCUUUGGCUCCAGCUACAUCCUGCUGGGAAAAUGGCAGUUUGGAAACUUCAUGUGUGACUUCUGGACCGCAACUGACGUGCUGUGUGUGACGGCCAGCAUCGAAACUCUGUGUGUGAUCGCUGUGGACCGAUAUCUCGCCAUCACCUCGCCUCUCCGAUACCCAACGCUAAUCACCAGGGGUCGGGCCUUUGCAGUGGUCCUCUGCGUUUGGGCGGUGGCCUCCCUCAUCUCCUUCCUGCCCAUCCAUCUGAAGCUGUCGAUGUCAUACGAUGAUGAAGCUAAGCGGUGCUUGGAGGACAAGUACUGCUGUGAUUUCAACACCAACGCAGCGUACGCGGUGUCUUCCUCGAUCGUGUCCUUCUACCUGCCGCUGGUGGUAAUGAUUUUCCUAUACGCCAGGGUCUUCCAGGAGGCGCAGAAACAGCUGGAGAAGAUUAGAGGGAGGGAGAGGCACUUUUCUCACUUGCAUUACGCUGUACAGCUGUCUUAUCCAGAAGAUAGUCCAGCAUUGAACAAACAAACAGGAACUCAGGAGGAAGAGGAGAGACUAAACAUGCAGAAAACAGGAGAUACAGACACAGGGAAGGGGGAACAUAUAGCAGAAAGCAGAGGAAGGACAGAAAAAGGUGAAGGAAAAUACUCUGCUGCAAAACGUCUUAAGUUCUGUUUGAAGGAGCACAAGGCUGUAAAAACUCUUGGGAUCAUCAUGGGAACCUUCACCUUGUGUUGGCUACCCUUCUUCAUCCUCAACAUCCUCAUGACCUUCCUCAGUUUAGGGGAUAUUAAGCUGCUCUUCAGACUCCUCAACUGGCUGGGAUACUCUAACUCGGCCUUCAACCCACUCAUCUACUGCCGCAGCCCCGACUUCAGGCACGCCUUCCAGGAGAUACUCUGUCUCAGGGGCAAAAGGGGGAGCAGGGGAGGGAGGAGAGGAUGGGGAUGGUGCAGGGACAGAGAUUGUUACACCAAGCCCCCAGGUAAGACGAAUGUGGGCUCAGACCUGAAUGGUGUCAGGGGGCUGGACCUUCAGCAGAGGUUGGAGUGGAAGGGCAGUUUGGACAGCUCUAUUCGGGACAGCUCGCUAAGUCUGGCUCCUCCUCCGACUCCUCGCCUGGACCAGGUUGUAGAGGUAGCUCCUGGUUCCCUGACAAACCGGCAGGCUAACAGCUCUGCUAACGGGAGUUGUAAGGAAAAUCUGGCUUCAAUUGAACUGAAGUCUUUACAUUGUGAAAGUCGAGUCGUGCUGUGAACAUCAGUUUGGUGGAGUUCAAAAUGUUUGUUUUGGUUUGACAAAGACUUGUUGUUUUUUUAGGCGGUAGCUUGAAGUGUUGCUAGCCAAUAUUAAUAUGUUUAUUCAGUCAGUGUUACAGAGGGUUAACGUGUGGUCACUGUUCUUUUUUUCAAAACAGCUACACAAGUAAACCAUGUUCAGCAGUAAUUGUCGGCAUUAAAAAUAGUCUGACUUAAAGCUGGAGGAAUGAAUGAAGAUUAAAACAGAUUUUUGUUAUCAAAAGCAUUCAGUAUUCAGACCCUGACUGAUAUUUUCAACAGAAACCAUCACAUUUGCAUUGCUGAAAACUAUGUUUGCCAGCAACAAAGGCACAAGCCACAAACCCACCAUGAAGCAGAGAUUAAAAAAAUAAAUGUUGUUUGCCCUGUAGCUAAACAGUCUUAUAUGAAACAGAGGGUCUCAGUUGAGGCUGACUCAUAAUAAAUAUCCCCCUGAGAUUUUUGUUUUCCAUUCCUUCCUGAUAAACCUCAGAGCAGGUCCAAAAUCAUUUGCUGGUGUAUAUUUGUGUGUAAGAUAAACAUCUGAGACCCAAACUUGUGACUAUCAUAACUUUCUUUCUUUGUGUUCGCUUUCUCCCAUUACAAAUUUGCAGGAACUAUUUUCUGCCUCUUUAUCGCUCCAAACAUCAGCAGCCACGCUUUGAUUUUCUCUGUCCCUCUAAUAACAUUGUAAUCGGUCAGAUAGGGGUGGGAAGAGGAUUUUCAGGCAGUUGGUUCUGUCUUGAUAACAAUUUCUGUCACAAUGCAAGGUAAUAACUUAUUUUUGACAUUACUCAAAAACAUAGUUGAAAUGAAGGUGUGUUUGAAUAGGUUUUAAUGUCAAAUAAUGAUCUAAUUAUAUUAAAGUAAUCAUUAGCAUAUACAUUUAGAUUGCAUUACACAUUACACAAGAGGACGAAUUACAUUUUGAAAUUAAUCUCCCUAACCCUGCUUUUAUGUGUAUGGAUGAUUGUAUAGAUGAAUUUACACCUGAACUGGGUAUUGAAGGUCAAUAAUUAGCAGUUGUUAGUAAAUAUGUUCUGUGUGUGUCUGUCUGUAUGUUUUGUGUACCUGUGAUGUGAUGAUUAACUAUUUGUGCGGAGCUUGAAAUGUGCCAUUGAAUAUUUUCAAUGUACUGUAAUGUGUCCACAGAUUAUUUGAAAGUUGGAAAAUACUUGUUUUUUAAUUUAAAAUUCAGUUAUUUAUCUGUGCCUCAAAAAGAACAGUUGUUUUAUUGUGCAAUUUGUAUUAUGUCUGUAAAUACAUGUGGAGUUUAAGCAGCACUGAAACUCGAGUUUACACUCAAAUUUUCAUUUUAUACUUUGUGUGUACUGAGACAUAACUGAAAAAUUGAAUGUAAAAACCAAAAGUAGGUUUGGGUGUGUAGUUGUGUACAAGAGGAACUUUUUUUAAUUUUCUACCUCCAUCAUACUCACAUCUCAUGUCGGUAAAUAUUUAUUCAUAACCUGUUGGAUCUUUUUGUGAAUAAAAAAAUGAAGUUUGA